Molecule: messenger RNA, 4621 nt
Organism: Diabrotica virgifera virgifera (western corn rootworm)
Lineage: Eukaryota; Metazoa; Arthropoda; Insecta; Coleoptera; Chrysomelidae
Gene: Ddx1
Product: ATP-dependent RNA helicase Ddx1
Exons: 13
Coding region: 133-2337 (734 amino acids)
Molecular function (GO): protein binding; RNA helicase activity; nucleic acid binding
Source: RefSeq, a predicted model, not a curated record
CAUCAGUGUCUUGCGACAGUUGACAAUUGAGGUUAGGUUUUCCGUUUUAGAGAAGUUUUCAGUUUUCAUUAAAUUUCUCACUGUAAUUAAAUUUCUAUAAAUAUUAUACAGAUUUAUAGAAUUUUGUGAAAAAUGACUGCAUUUGAAGAAUUCGGUGUACUACCGGAAAUUUCAAAGGCUUUGGAUGAAUUGGCUUGGAUGUUACCUACAGAUAUUCAAGCUGAAGGGAUUCCUCUCGUACUUGGUGGAGGAGAUGUACUUAUGGCUGCCGAAACUGGUAGUGGAAAAACUGCAGCAUUUUGUCUCCCAGUUAUCCAGAUAGUAUGGGAAACUCUAAAGGAUAUACAGUCUGGAAAAUCAGCUAAGGCAGCUAAAGAGAGCAUGUCUAUUCCAUGGACAAUGUCAACUCUAGACAGAGGAAACGCUAUAGCUGUAGCUCCUGACGGUAAAAGGGUGCAAUCGAGAGAACAAAAAGACUGGCAUGGGGUCAGAUGUACAAGAGGAAUAAACAGUGGAAAAUGGGGAUUCGAAGCCACUGUAACAGAUGAAGGACUCUGUAGAGUAGGUUGGUCUACGCUGACAGCUAAUUUGGAUCUUGGUACAGACAGGUUAGGUUUCGGUUUCGGAGGCACAGGGAAGAAGUCGAACAAUAGACAAUUUGAUAACUAUGGAGAACCAUUCGGCAAGAGCGACGUCAUCACUUGUCUAUUGGAUGCAGACUCUGGAGAAGUAAAAUUCUUGAAAAAUGGAGUGAAUCUUGGUACAGCUUUUACGGCUGAUAAACAAAUCAUUAGUCAGGGAAUGUUUCCAGCAGUUGUUCUAAAGAAUGCUGAAAUGGAGUUUAACUUUGGAAGUACUCCAUUUAAGCAUAGUUUGCCUGAUGGAUAUAAGCCAAUAAUCUCAGUACCCCACGAUAAAAUUUUUAAAAAUACAAAUGGUCAAAAUGAUGCAGCUGGUCAAGGUAUCAAGCUCAUGAACAACGCACCACAGGCAAUCAUUAUUGAGCCAUCUAGAGAAUUGGCCGAACAGACCAGUGAACAGAUUAAAAAGUUCAAGAAAUAUCUAAGUGAUCCUGUCAUCCGAGAACUUCUUGUCAUAGGUGGAAUUAAUAUUAAAACGCAAAUCUCCCAUCUUCAGAAUGUUGGAGCUGAUAUUAUUGUUGGAACACCUGGAAGAUUGGAGGAUCUGAUUACAGGAGGUUACUUGUCUCUAGCGAACUGCCGAUUUUUUAUUCUUGAUGAGGCUGAUGGUUUACUUAAACAAGGAUAUACUAAUUUGAUCGAAACACUACAUAAACAAAUGCCAAAAGUUACAUCAGAUGGCAAACGGUUACAGAUGAUCGUGUGUAGUGCCACAUUGCAUGCUUUUGAAGUUAAGAAAAUGGCUGAAAAAUUGAUGUAUUUUCCUACAUGGGUCGAUCUGAAAGGAGAAGAUGCCGUCCCAGAAACAGUUCACCAUGUUGUAGUAACAGUAGAUCCCCAAAAGGAUAAGUCAUGGGGUAAUUUAAGAAGACACAUUAAUACAGAUGGCGUGCACAAUGAAGACAACGUUAGACCUGGCAAUAAUAGUCCCGAAACAUUGAGUGAAGCCGUCAAAUUAUUAAAAGGUGAAUACUGCAUUCGAGCCAUAGACAAACAUAACAUGGACCGAGCUAUUAUUUUCUGUCGUACAAAACUGGACUGUGACAAUUUGGAAAAGUAUAUGAAGAUGAUCGAUAGAAAUCAUUACUCCUGUGUGUGCUUACACGGUGAUAGAAGACCCCAAGAAAGAAAAGCUAACUUGGAAGCUUUCAAAAACAAUAAAGUCAAAUUUUUGAUUUGUACUGAUGUUGCAGCUAGAGGGCUCGAUAUAACUGGUCUACCGUUUACAAUCAAUGUAACAUUGCCAGAUGAAAAAUCCAACUAUGUUCACAGAAUUGGACGUGUAGGAAGAGCUGAAAGAAUGGGUCUUGCCAUAAGUUUAGUUAGUACAGUACCAGAAAAAGUGUGGUACCACGGUGAAUGGUGUUCAUCGAGAGGAAAAAACUGCCGGAAUACCAACUUAACCGAUAACCAUCCUAAGGGAUGCUGUAUAUGGUACAAUGAACCACAGUUCAUUGGCGACAUUGAAGAACAUUUGAACAUCACCAUUCAGCAAAUCGGACCUGACAUGGAGGUACCACAAGAUGAAUUCGAGGGCAAAGUUAUUUAUGGAGAAAAACGAAGAAAUAUGGGCUCGCUGUAUGAAAACCACACCGCGCAGAUGGCGCCCAUUGUCAGAGAACUGUCUAAGUUGGAAAGCAGUGCCCAAACACUGUAUGUCCAGAGACAUCUAACUAAGUUAACUAGAAUUUGCUAAGGCUUAACAGAUGAUUAAUUUGCUAUUAAAGGAGUUCUAAAGAAAAUAAGGAGAAAUGGGCCAUGUUAAACAAAAAGCAACCAACCCUCAAUUUGUAAAUUAAGAGAAAAUUAACUUUUUAUGUUUUUCUAAAUAUUUAAUUUUCCGUCGUAUUUUUUAAACGAUAACUUCACUAAUCAAUAGUUUAAUUUUAGAGCAAUUUUAUCAUAGUAGUAUCAAAAUUAUCCUAAUAAAUUUUUACAAAAAAAAUAGCCAUAUUGAGGGUUGGUUUCUUUUUGCUGUUGAAAAUAUAUCUAAUAAAAUGCAAUCUGCAAAAUCCAACCAACCCACAAAAUCCAUGAAUAAAACCGAAUAAUUUCAGUCAACUCAGUAAUACAAUACAGUACAAUUUCUACUAUUAAACAUAAUAUCAAUACAAAUAAAAAAUAUGCGAUAAUCAGUCAAAACAACAAACCAUAAUAUUUAAAAAGUAAGAUAAACAUAGCCUUAAUCCUAAAACUUACCAUUUUCUGCAAUUUCGCGAGCCGCUUUAAUUAUUUUAACAGUUCUUAAUUUAAACAUAUUUUUCGCAUUAAAUAUUCAAAGAUUUCUUCAUAAUAUAAUAGAUAUAACACAACAAAUAUUUUAAUAUUUAAGCACUAACUACUAUUGAUCAGUACCUUCACGUAAAAACAAAAAGAUGCAACAUUCCAGGAACCGUAAUCGGCAUAACAAUAUCAACCCACUUGGCUGGUACUUUUCGACAGUGCAAUGUAAUAGAAUGUUCAGUCACACAAACAAUCCAAGUGGGUUGGUUGUCUUAUGCGAAAUCUUAAGUGAACUAUUAUUAAACAGAAAUAAUUUGGAGUAGUAUUUUUCAUGGUUUAAUAUUUAGAAUGGCUUGGUUGCUUUUUACACAAUAUAGAAUACACAUUUUUAAAUCGAUAUGUGACAUUAUCUUGUUUUCCUCAAAAAUGUGGGUUGGUUGCUUUUUGCAUAAAGGCCCAAAUAAUGUUCUUCAUUUUGCAAACGUAAUUAAUAAACUAGUUAAUUAUACAGUAAUCUCCACGCUACUAGAUUCAUAGGUAGAUACCUAGUUGCUAUACCCUAUUCCACGAACAUACGCCUCUUUUGGAUUACUUCGACAACGAAUAUUUUACUGUGCAAAAUAAGAAGAACGAAAGUGAAUUGCAAAUUACAUUGUUGUUUAUUGGAAUAAUUAUUAGCGCCAUUUACUUUCGUACUUCUUAUGUUGCACAGUAAAAUAUUCGUUGUGGAAGUAAUCCAAAACAGGCGUAUGUUCGUGGAAUGGCCCAUAUGCUUAUAGGCUAAUCCGGUCCGUUCUCAGAUGUUAAUUUCAUCCCUGUCAUGUGACUGUCGAGACACUAUUCAAAAUAACUUUAUUCAAACACCAAGAAUAUUACAAUACUUUAAAACUUUUACAACUUUAACAAAAUGACGACUUUAAACGUCAAAUACUGCUGAUCUAUUGUUUGUCAACUUUCUAUAUUAAUAUUCAGUUUCUAUUGGGACCGUGCAAGUUCGGAAAAGCGACACCUGGUUUCAUAGCUCCGUAACAUUUUUAGCACUUUUAAUUAUAUUGGCCAAUUAUAUUAGUCCUGGUUACUGGAUAAUUGUCAAGGCCAUAGCCCAAAAAAGAAUAAGAAGAAAAGGUAAGGUUGAGGUUAUGUUAUUAAAAGGUAAAUAUUGUAGGUAUGUAGUAAAUAAAAUUAAUUAUAAUGCAGUACUACAAGCAAAAUACAAUUAAUUAAAUUCACUUUAAUAAUUGCAUAUCAUAUCAAUAUUGUGGAGCAAAAUUAUAACCCAACAUUUGCGAAAUCCCAUUUUCUUCAGUGACAGAAAUAUACGUCAAUUUGACAAUAUAAAUUAUUUAAGAAAUAUGUUAGUUGCAAGAUUUCUCCGUUACUCUCCCACGAACGUUUCUCGUAUCGCCUCCAAGUACUUGCACACAGCGAAUACAUUUUCUGGCGUUCUAAACGUCACUAGACAUAAAAAUAAACAUUGCAACAAGUGAAGGGUCCAGGACUGUAAUAGCUCGAUGUUCCUAUGUAUCUAGUAGGGUGGCGGUUACUGUAUAUUAAAGUAUUUAUCUCUAUUUAAAUUUUUAUCUAGAGUUUGAUACACAUAAAUACCAAGAGCAAAUCAACAAACAUUUUUUGUUGUAUUCAUCUAAAAUAUUUCCAAACUAAAUUAAAAUGUGUGUUUUUUAAAUGUAUUGUAUAACUUGUAACAAUUAAUAAUUCAGUUUUAUUUAUAUAUUUCUUAAAUAUACCGCUAGAAAUAA